Messenger RNA from Rosa rugosa (rugosa rose), 2203 nucleotides. Its product is annotated as alpha-glucan water dikinase, chloroplastic-like. Lineage: Eukaryota; Viridiplantae; Streptophyta; Magnoliopsida; Rosales; Rosaceae. Gene Ontology annotation, biological process: phosphorylation. The transcript is spliced from 8 exons. Gene Ontology annotation, molecular function: ATP binding; kinase activity. The record is from RefSeq and is a predicted model, not a curated record. Bases 1338 to 1937 code for a protein of 199 amino acids.
GAGUCUCUGACUGCCUCCUUCGCGUCCCCGACCUGAGCUCCUUCUCCAACCUGAGCUCGUUCUCUGCGUUCAGCUCUUUCUCUCUCGCUCUUCUCUGAAACCCUAGCGCUCUCCUCCCUCUCCUGCUCUCUUUCCACGGCUACUGUCUCUCCCUCAUUGAACUACUGCCUCCGUCCCCUCACCGGCUCCAUCGCCUCUGCCGGUGCUUUUCUUCCAACGCCACCACGUCGUUGCUCCGAGAUCCGAACCCCAACUGGUCCAACCUGCCUCCAAGGAGUUUAUCCUCCUCGAUUGGUGCGACUUCGAGCACCAAAUGCCAGCAUGGUUCUAAAGCUCGCUUCUCUCUCUCUCCCGCAGCCCCGCUCUCCUCUCUCUCUCUCUCUCUCUCUGUGUCUCUCUCCGGCACGGCCGCACGACGCCUUUUCUUUCUUCGACGGUGACGCCGUGAUGGACUGACGGUGCGCGGUGAGUCUGGGUUUCUGUUUCUCUUAAUUUCUGCUUCUGGGUCUUCACUCUUUAAUCGAUUUAUGGCUUCCUCUUAAUUUCUGCUUCUGGGUAUUCAAUUUUCAAUCUUCAAGUCUGGGUUUGUCUCGAACUCUACUAGGUGAAGCAGCUUCAAUUUCAGUUUUCGACUCGAUUUCGGAAACUUCAAGCUUGAACGCUGAGGACAAUGAGUAUUCGGAUGGAGUAGAUCCAUCACUUGAGUUUGUCAUAACCUCCCAGGACAUAACGGGCACGGGGGCUCCUGCUACAUUGGUGGUUUUCAAUAAUGAGAAGGGUUUCUCUGCAAAAAACAUAGACUCCAUUUGCAGUGUUGGAAGGUCCACAAAGAAAGGUAACAGGAAGCGUGGUUAUAUUGGGGAGAAAGGAAUUGGGUUCAAAAGUGUGUUUCUGAUCACGGCUCAGCCUUACAUCUUCAGUAAUGGCUAUCAGAUCAGAUUCAGUGAAGAGCCUUGUGUGCAUUGCAAUGUCGGAUACAUAGUUCCUGAAUGGGUCAAUCAGAACCCAACUCUAUCUGACAUCAAACAGAUUUAUGGUUCCAAUGCUGCCCUUCCUACCACUACACUGUUUUACCUCUAAAGGCCGAAAAGGUCAAGCCUGUGAAACAGCAGCUCUCAAGCAUUCAUCCUGAAGUUCUCUUAUUUCUGUCAAAGAUUAAGCGGCUCUCUAUCAGGGAAGACAAUGAGGAUCCAAGGAAGAAUACAGUAACUGCAAUUGAGAUAGCAAGCUAAACUGAUUUUGUGACCAGGAAGAAUAUUGAUGCUCAAUCCUACACACUCCGUCUUUCUGCAGAAGAAAAUGAUGACAAUGAUUCUGAAAGGGAAUGCAGUUACUACAUGUGGAAACAAAAGUUUCCUGUCAGGCAGGAAUUCAACGGUUUUACAGUUGGGGAGAUUCGAGAGACAGUUUUACAGUUGACAGCACCACCCCCGUUGGUGCAAGAGCUGAAGACUAAGAUGCAAAGUUCAGGAAUGCCUUGGCCUGGUGAUGAGGGUGAACAACGAUGGGAACAAGCAUGGUUGGCUAUAAAAAAGGUCUGGGCUUCAAAGUGGAAUGAGAGAGCAUACUUCAGCACAAGAAAAGUGAAAUUAGACCAUGAUUAUCUUUGCAUGGCUGUCCUUGUUCAAGAAAUAAUAAAUGCCGACUAUGCAUUCGUUAUUCACACAACUAACCCAUCUUCAGGAGACUCGUCGGAGAUAUAUGCCGAGGUUGUCAAAGGUCUUGGAGAAACCUUAGUUGGAGCUUAUCCUGGACGUGCCUUAAGUUUUAUUAGCAAGAAAAAUGCUCUGGACUCUCCUCAGGUGUUAGGUUACCCUAGCAAACCGGUUGGCCUCUUUAUCAGACGGUCCAUAAUCUUCCGAUCCGAUUCCAAUGGUGAAGAUCUUGAAGGUUAUGCUGGUGCAGGCCUUUAUGACAGAAGAGGAAGUCGUGCUUGACUACUCAUCUGACCCACUCGUUACUGAUGGGAACUUCCAAAAGACAAUUCUGUCCAGCAUUGCUCGCGCAUGACUCUGCUACAUGAUUGGAGGACUAUGCAAUUAGUAUUUUUAGUGAUCUGUAAGGCAGAAAUGGAGGAAUGUAUAGAUUUGAUAAUGGAAGAAUUAGAGAGUUUGUAAGAGUUAGUGAAAAAGUUUGUGAACCAGCUUUUAUGAUAUGUAAAACGAUAGCAUAUUCGGCAAACAUUAUAAGAUUGUAAUUACUA